AUGCCACCUACUAGAAAAUAUGUUUCUGGAUAUACAAAACGGCUUAGAAAAAGAAAAAUCAAGGAAUUGACUCAAUCUCAAAGAGGAGCUCUUGAUAGAUUCAUUGUUAGAGAAUCACAUGCUACAAUUGAUGAAAAUAUUUUCAAUGAACAAGAACAAGAUGAUGUUGAAUUGCAAGAUAUUGAAAAAAAUAUGGAUGAAUGUGUGGGUAAUGCUGAGCAGAAUGAGAAUGAUGACAAUGAAAAUGCUGAUAUUGAUGAUCAUAAUGAAGAUGUUGAAGAUGUAGACAUAGAAAAUCAUAACAAUGAGAACAUCACUGAUUUAUUCAAUGAAGAACCAAGCCAGUCCAUUCCAUUGGAUAUUUAUGAUCCAAGAAAUUGGGAUAAUAUUGAUCCCAAAUUCCGUGACCUAUUAGUGGAAAAAGGUCCUAUAAGAGAUCUAUUAAUAGGAAAAGGUCCUAAAGAUCAUUUACAUAGGCGUUUCUCUUCAACAUUUUACACUCGUUAUUUGCCAAAUGGAGAGCAACAUGAUAGAGAUUGGCUAAUUUUGGCUUUUCGUGGAAGUAAUGAGAAGAUCCAUGAUAUAAACAAUGGAAAUUUUAUGGGCCAAGUGGAAAUGAUUGCAGAGUGGGAUCCAGUUAUGAAGGAGCAUGUUCGACGUAUGGAUGAUAAAGAGACUCAUUAUCAUUAUCUUAGUCAUAAGAUUCAAAAUGAAUUGAUACUUUUGUUAGCUUCUGAGCUCAAAAGUGCAAUCAUUAAAAAGAUUGAAGAAGCUAAAUAUUUUUCUGUGAUUCUUGAUUGUACUCCAGAUGCUAGCAACCAAGAACAAAUGAGUUUGAUAGUAAGAUGUGUGGAUGUCUCUACUAAUCCAAUAAAGGUUGAAGAAUUCUUUUUGGAAUUUUUGGUUAUGAAUGAUACAACAGGACAAGGACUUUUUGAAGAGUUGCAAACGGUGUUGCAAAAACUUAAGCUUGAUAUUGAUAAUGUGAGAGGACAAGGCUAUGACAAUGGAUCAAAUAUGAGUGGGAAAUACCAAGUUACAUGUUGGGAAAGUCGUAUUGAAAGUGUAAGAGCAAUAAGAUUCCAAGCUGCAGAUUUAAGAGAAGCUUUACUUCAGUUAGCAGAAAGUGACGGUGACUCCAAAAUAACAAGUGAAGCUAAUUCUUUGGCAACAUAUGAACUUGGAAAUUUUGAGUUCUUAUUGGGCAUGGUUAUUUGGUAUGAUAUAUUAGGUGCUGUCAAUGUAGUUAGCAAAAACUUACAAUCUGAAGACAUGCUUAUUGAUGUUGCUAUUGAUAAAGUGAAAGGGUUGAUUACAUUUUUUGAAAAGUAUAGAGAAAAUGGGUUUACAGAAGCUAUGUAUACUGCUAAAGAAAUUGCUACUGACAUGGGAAUUGACCCGGUGUUUCUUGAGAAGCGAAAAAUUCGUAGAAAAAAACAUUUUGAUGAGAAUACUUGUGAGCCAUCCCAAUCAGUUCCUAAAUCAGCUGAAGAAAAGUUUAGAAUUGAUUAUUUCUUGUAUUUAGUGGAUCAAGCUAUUGGUUCUUUACGAAGAAGGUUUCAACAAUAUCAAGAGUAUGAGAAUAUUUUUGGGUUUUUGUUUACUUCAAAGAAGUUAAAUUCAUUGGAUGAUUGCGAUUUGAAGAAUAGUUGUAGUCAUCUGGAAAGCAUUUUGAAAAAUGACAAGUUUUUUGACGUCGAUGGGGAGGAUUUAUUUGUUGAGUUGAAAAUGGAAGGUGCUAGAGUGAUAGUUUGGUCCCACAAGAUCCUACUAGAAUCUUAUGAAUUGGAUAAGAAAUAA
Messenger RNA from Prunus dulcis (almond), 1800 nucleotides. RefSeq lists its product as uncharacterized. Bases 1 to 1800 code for a protein of 599 amino acids. The transcript is spliced from 4 exons. NCBI's taxonomy places the organism in Eukaryota, Viridiplantae, Streptophyta, Magnoliopsida, Rosales, Rosaceae. The record is from RefSeq and is a predicted model, not a curated record.